Messenger RNA from Pundamilia nyererei, 1677 nucleotides. It is a transcript of the gene ube2f, whose product is annotated as ubiquitin-conjugating enzyme E2F (putative). Lineage: Eukaryota; Metazoa; Chordata; Actinopteri; Cichliformes; Cichlidae. The record is from RefSeq and is a predicted model, not a curated record. The transcript is spliced from 10 exons. Bases 309 to 863 code for a protein of 184 amino acids.
CAGCAGUAAGGUAAACUACCCACUGCACUUCCGUUGCCCAUGACACCGGAGCGAAGUUCUGACAGCUGAUUCCUAAAUCAGUUCAUAUCCAUUUCGUGCCUCCAGGGCGUCAUUUUUGAGGUUAUUUACAGGCGCACGGAGCUGCUACGACUCUCGGCUGGAGUUGCAGACUGCGGCCCGAGCAGAGGAGGGGCGGCUGAUUAUGGUGUAGCGCGGAGCGCUAGCUCUGAGACAGCAGGCAUUUGAGCAGCAGUGCAUUGCAGCACGGUGCACCGUGGUUUUGACAGUCAUAUCACAUCAGCGUAGCCAUGCUCACGUUGGCCAGUAAGCUGAAGAAAGAAGACGGAGGAAAGACAGGCCGUGCCUCCGGAGCCUCAGACUCCACCCACAGGGUCUCAAUCAGAGACCGCCUCCUUACCAAAGAAGUUGCCGAACUUGAAGCCAAUCUUCCUAGCACAUGCAAAGCCAGUUUUCCAGAUGAGGAUAAGCUGCAUCAUUUUCAGCUGGCAGUGUCUCCUGAUGAGGGUUACUACCAAAGUGGAAGGUUUCAAUUUGAAAUAGAUGUCCCUGAAGCCUAUAACAUGGUGCCUCCUAAAGUGAGAUGUCUGACCAGAAUAUGGCAUCCCAAUAUCACGGAGAAUGGAGAAAUCUGUUUGAGCUUAUUGCGGGAGCACUCUAUUGAUGGCACAGGCUGGGCCCCCACUAGAACAUUAAAGGAUGUGGUCUGGGGAUUGAACUCCUUGUUUACUGACCUUUUGAACUUUGAUGACCCGCUGAACAUUGAUGCAGCAGAACAUCAUCUGAGAGACAAGGAGGACUUUCGGAAUAAGGUUCAAGAUUACAUCAAGCAUUACGCCAGAUGAUAAAAGCAUUGGUGACCCGCUGCAGCCUGCACCAACUAACCAAACUGCUCUACCUUGCCUCUGCUUCUCUUGGCCAACUCCCCUCCCACAUGUGUGAAUCAGCAGCUGACUCUUUGACUCGUACCACUCCCCUCCCUCUCGACACCACAGCUCUGGCGACGCCCCGCCUCUUCUGUUCACCCAAUUGCAAUAAACUUCACAUCGCAGGAAUGAAAUUUAAAAAAAAAAAAAAGUCACACGUUGAAGAGAGGACUUACAUACACAAGAAAAUAACGCUUUAGUUAAUCGGCCGAGGGUUACAGUGACCACAGUGUCUGUCUGUUGUGGCAAGACACACGAAUGACGCCACCCCGCUGACGAGCCCGUCGGACACGAGCCACGUGGCGAUGGAAUUGGUUGCGAUGUUUAACUGAAGAAGACAACAAGUCACGCUUGGCUAUUUUUAAAUUUGAUGACUCAAGAGGAAGAUUAUCUGUUACUGUCAGUUCUCUGUUCCAGUGCCUGCCAUGUUUGUGUCACUAAAGUGAAAAUGCAUGUGAGUUCACACACACACACACACACACGCAGUCACAGCCUGCAGUAAAAGGUGAGCACAUGGAAAAACACACAUUGGUUGGAAGUUGGAAAGCCUGCAGCCCCCAGCCCCAUUAGACAGCAUGUGAAUGACCACACUGACCCAUUUUAAUGUCAUUCUCUCUGCAUGUGUACACGCACGCACGCACGCACGCACGCAGACACACACACACAAACACAUGCACGCAGACACAGCUGUGUGUUUUCAGUUCCAGUGACAUAAAAUACUGCCACAAAAACA